UGCAACUAGUCACCAGAGUUUGUAAUAUGUAAGUGGAUCGUCGUCAACAAAACCAUCAUGGCUCCGGACGUGUCAAAGGGCAGCAAAGGAGAGAACAAUGAUGUUGACCACACUUUGCUGCAGAAAAAGAGCGAAACACACUUGCAGAUCAAAGCGUUUAAACGAAGAUGGAUCAUCCUUAUUAUAUUCUUCAUAUACGCAGCAAUAAAUUCAUUUCAGUGGAUAGAAUACUCAAGCAUGACCCAUCUAGUAGUAAAAUAUUAUAAGGUCAGCACGUUGGCUGUGGACUGGACCUCAAUAGUGUAUAUGGCUUUGUACCCAUUUUUCGUGAUACCUGCAUCCUAUAUCAUAGACAAAAAGGGUCUUCGAACAGCAGGAUUGAUCGGAUGUAUUGGUACAGCCAUAGGAACAGGAAUAAAAGUGUUUUCAGUGAGAAGUGAUCUAUUUCUUGUGGUUCUUGUAGGUCAAGCUAUAGUAUCAAUGUCUCAAGUUACAAUAAUUUGUUUACCACCAAAAAUUGCUGCAAUAUGGUUUAAACCAAAUGAGGUAUCCACAGCUUGUUCCCUUGGUGUGAUCGGUACUCAGCUAGGCUGUGCUAUAGGAUAUAUUUUGCCUCCGUCUAUUGUAAAAGAUUCUGAUAAUUUGGAGGAUAUUGGAGCAGGAUUAUAUUUGCUGUGCUGGAUUCUAGCAGGGUCUAUGAUACCUGUGACCAUUGCUGUAUUAUUCUAUUUUCCUGCUGAACCUCCACUACCACCAAGCAAUGCGCAAGCCAAUCUACGACAAAAUAAAGAAGAAUUCAGUACAAAGGCGUUUUUCCUUUCUAUAAAGAAAUUGUUUCAAAAUAAACCAUUUGUCAUACAUAUGGUAGCCUACGGGAUUAACAUAGCUGUUUUUUCUGCAGUUGGUACGCUUUUGUCUCAGUUUGUUCUACAGUACUUCGAGGGUGCCAGUGAAGACGCUGGAAGGAUGGGUUUUAUAAUGGUAAUUGCUGGAGCGCUAGGCUCGAUUGUGUUUGGAAUACUGCUGGAUAAGACUCACAAAUAUAAGGAGAUCACUUUCCUCAAUUACCUUGGAUCUGCAAUUAGCGUUUUCAUGCUUAUGUAUGCCCUUGAAUGGAAAUCCAUGUUGCUCACAUACUUAUCUUGUGCCAUUGUAGGUGUCUUCACCAAUGCCUACAUGCCAGUUGGUUUCGAGUUUGCCAUGGAAUUAACUUUUCCAUCGGAAGAGAGCACCACAACUGGAAUACUCAUGGCUAUGACUCAGGUACUGGGUGCUCUAUUCGCAAUUGGUGUAGGUUAUUUGAAUUUGUGGAUCGGCUGCUACUGGUCUCUGUUCAGUCAAGGAGUUCUUCUGUUCCUAGGAACGGUGAUUACAGGAUACGUUCCCAAUAAACUGCUGCGGCAAGAAGCUUUCAAGCAGAAUUUGAUUGAAAGAAAAGUUUCGCACCUUGGAUCUCGGUUGGUUUUCAUUGAGUAAUUGUUAAAUACAUAUUUUUAUGACUUUUUA
This is a messenger RNA of Anoplophora glabripennis (Asian longhorned beetle), 1506 nucleotides long. RefSeq lists its product as uncharacterized. The transcript is spliced from 7 exons. Gene Ontology annotation, cellular component: membrane. Lineage: Eukaryota; Metazoa; Arthropoda; Insecta; Coleoptera; Cerambycidae. The coding region runs from base 58 to 1476 and encodes 472 amino acids. Gene Ontology annotation, molecular function: heme binding; heme transmembrane transporter activity. The record is from RefSeq and is a predicted model, not a curated record. Gene Ontology annotation, biological process: transmembrane transport; heme export.